This is a messenger RNA of Hibiscus syriacus, 721 nucleotides long. Its product is annotated as nitrogen regulatory protein P-II homolog. NCBI's taxonomy places the organism in Eukaryota, Viridiplantae, Streptophyta, Magnoliopsida, Malvales, Malvaceae. The transcript is spliced from 9 exons. Gene Ontology annotation, cellular component: cytosol; chloroplast thylakoid. The coding region runs from base 1 to 444 and encodes 147 amino acids. Gene Ontology annotation, molecular function: ATP binding; enzyme regulator activity. The record is from RefSeq and is a predicted model, not a curated record. Gene Ontology annotation, biological process: regulation of nitrogen utilization.
AUGGUUACUGUAGCAUCAUCAAACCUGCUUUCUCCUCUUCAUUCUCCUUCCCAUGGUAAAAAAGACUAUGACUAUCCUCCCAUUUCUACUUCUUUUGAAUGCUUCACUUCUUCCUCUAAUCAGAGCCCGAAACGCUCCUGUGGAUUAUACCCCGACGCAGAAUUUUAUAAAAUUGAGGCGAUUAUAAGACCAUGGCGAGUUCAGCAGGUUUCUUCGGCUCUUCUUCAAAUGGGUAUUCGUGGUGUUACGGUCUCUGAUGUUCGAGGCUUCGGUGCUCAAGGAGGUUCAACAGAGAGACACGGAGGCUCGGAAUUUUCAGAAGACAAGUUUGUUGCUAAAGUCAAGAUGGAGAUUGUGGUGAGCAAGGACCAGGUGGAAUUUGUGAUAGACAAGAUAAUUGAGGAAGCAAGGACUGGUGAAAUUGGUGAUGGCAAGAUUUCUUGAUACCUGUAGCAGAUAUUAUAAGAGUUCGCACAGGUGAGCGCGGAGAGAAAGCUGAGAGGAUGACCGGAGGCCGUGCUGAUAUGUCAGCCACUACAUUGACCUAAGUUACAAUAUCGAUGUCGCUGAUUAGCGGAGCAUACACAUACUUUAAGCAUACUGCCUGCUGCUGCAUGUUGUAGACAUGGAGAAGCUUAUGAUAAUACUGCCAUUGUUGCGUAUUAAUAUUUCCUGAUGCUGGAAUGAAUAAGUAAAAGAAAGGACUAGUCAUGGAGUUUUA